Messenger RNA from Paramisgurnus dabryanus, 1500 nucleotides. Lineage: Eukaryota; Metazoa; Chordata; Actinopteri; Cypriniformes; Cobitidae. The record is from RefSeq and is a predicted model, not a curated record.
AUGCCGAUAGUAAUUGAGCUACAGGAACUGAACACUAAAAUCAAGACUCUUAAUGACACUCUUAUAUUCCCUGUUUCUUUCACAGGUGUUCUGCUCUAUGAGACUUUGGCAUGGGAAGUGAGAAUGCCAUCAGAAAUUCAUGGCCUUAAAGGUUCCUGUCUGGUUAUAACGUGCUCUUACUCUUACACUUCAAACCCACCAACUAACCCACGUAGAGUUGUGUGGUAUCAGUGGGUGUCGAUUGGCUACCCCUUAGUUUGUGAUCCCUUGAAUCCAGACAGUGUUAUUGACAAGUUCAGAGGAAAAACUGAUAUAUAUAGGCAUAACAACUCAGAUCAAGAUUGUAGUCUGCUGAUCAAAAGCGUGGAUCCGUCCCACAAUGGAGAAAAAUUAUAUACAUGGAUUGACCGAGAAAAUAUUGGAAAAAGCUCCUACAAGUUUUAUGAUGUCACCUCCACGAUUAUUGUUGACACAAAUCCACAGCAGCCCAUCAUUAAUAUUUCUGGAGGUUUAAAGAUCGGUGACAACAUUACAGUAGCGUGUUACACCUACCACACCUGUCCAUACAGCAAACCAAACAUCACUCUGAAGGGUAUUGAAGGAUCUGAUCAAAUAGAUGAUGUCCUUAUGGAAAAUGGUCAAUGGAAAACCACUCUGACACGCACCGGUGUUGUGAAGGCUGAACGCUUAGAUUUUGACUGUACUGUAACACAUCAUGGAGGCAUAUCAACAAGAGCUGCAAAAUCAGAAAGUGCAAAAUGUGUCUAUUAUAAUAUAACCAUUGAGCCUAAACAGGCAGCAGAUAUCACAGAGGGUGUUGAUAUGAACUUCACUUGUACCGUCCAUCAUUCCUGCCAGACGAAUCCUCCAAUCCUCUCCUGGAACUAUGAGAAUAUUUCAGUCAAAAAUGAUACGAAACAACUUACAGGAUUUGAAUGGGCCACCUUUUCCACCAUAACCUUUUUGGGGGCAAAGAAAGACGAUGGGAAGAUAUUGAUCUGCACUGCAAAUGUUUCUGGACAGAAGAUCACAGCAUCUGUCGACUUACAUGUACAACCUUUUUCCCAGAAUGAAACCAAAGUGAUGACCUUUGACAUGAUGACAAUUGGGCUUUACCUUCUAGCCCCCUCAUUUGGCUUUCUUCUCAUUUGCAUAUUUGCUGGAGUCAUCAUAUACAGGAAGUGUAACAGGUCAAAUGUGGUUGCGGCAGGCAAGACUUUCUCUAAAGGCCGUAUACCAUCACAAAAGAGCCAGGUGAGUCCCCAAAUUGACAAGACGGCAGUCCGAGACCUAACACCAAGGAUUUGGGGGCUGGCAGGAUAUUAUAGAGGGUUUGUGCCUAAUUAUUCGGACCUUACCAGCUCCUUGAUUGAUCUCACUAAAAAGGAAUCUCCAGACCCGGUGCAUUGGACGGAGCUGUGUCAGCAGACUGACGUGUUUGACAGAGAUGCAGUCCUGUGCCAUGAGAUAGAGAGUGAAAAGAGUGAGCAGGUGCUGUAA